Molecule: messenger RNA, 1029 nt
Organism: Talaromyces atroroseus
Lineage: Eukaryota; Fungi; Ascomycota; Eurotiomycetes; Eurotiales; Trichocomaceae
Product: Autophagy protein 5
Exons: 3
Coding region: 1-1029 (342 amino acids)
Biological process (GO): autophagy of mitochondrion; nucleophagy; cellular response to nitrogen starvation
Cellular component (GO): cytoplasm; Atg12-Atg5-Atg16 complex; phagophore assembly site membrane
Source: RefSeq, a predicted model, not a curated record
AUGGCCGGCAGCAAUCAGGCACAACUCAACUCCAUCCAGGAGAAGGUCUGGGAAGGCAGGCUUCCUCUAGAAAUUGUUCUAGACCCAUCAGAAUGCCGGACAUACGACAAGUCUGAUCCUUACCUGAUACUAUAUCCCCGAGUCUCGUAUCUACCUUUUAUACUGCCUAGACUUCAUUCUUUCUUCCGGUCAUCGCUCAUUCAUCCGGAAUGCGAACCACACUCUGGGUGGUUUUCGUUCGAGGGAGUUCCCUUGAAAUGGCACUAUCCCUUAGGAUUACUUUAUGACCUCUACGCAGGUUCUGAACCUGUUUCACAUUCCACUCUGACUGAUUAUAAUAAUCCGACUCAAUCAGUAAUUCUGGCCGGCGGCAUUGGGAACCGGGCCCAAUCAUCUGACGAAGAUGAAACUGGCCCUUCCAAGUCCGGCCACUUGCCAUGGCGACUAACAUUGCACUUUGAAAAUUGGCCUGAUGAGGAUCUUGUGCGGCUUGAUGCCGAAGGUCUGGUUAUUCAUGACGCUUUUAUCAACAGCGUCAAAGAAGCCGAUUCAUUGCGUAUUCGAGAGGCCAAGGGGAUUAUGACUUUAUCCAAAGAGGAUACAGCUGGGUUUUGGACGGCAAUUCAAAAUCACGACAUCAAUUCUUACCGCCGAAUCACUAACCUACUUCUUCCACCAAUAUCUCAACCAUUCCGUCAAAUUCCUAUCCGCAUUUUUCUUCCAUUACCACCAGAUUCCGACAAACCAGCACUUAAAGUUGUUCAAUCACCCGUUCCUUCUUCAAUUCCAAUCAGCCAGACUUCUUCUUCGACGAUGACUCCAUCCGGAGCCCGAAUGCAGCCGCAAACAGUCGGAUCAGCUCUUCACACUCUAUUGCCCAAUCUUUUUCCGAGCCGGCGAAUACCGGUCUUAGCAAAACCAGUCUUGCAUGGUGUAGUGCUGCCAAUGUCAGCCCCUCUUGAGGAGGUCGCGCGGAGUGCUGCGUAUGGGGAUGGAUGGAUAGCUAUUGUUAUCUGUAUGGUUGGGUAA